UUUUUCCAACCCUAAUUCCUCUUUCCCCUUUUUUUUUCUCUCUCUCUCUCUCUCUCUACGCCCGAAGACCCACCCCCGCCCGGCAGCGCUCUUCCGUCUUCACCGUUCGCACGCUCCCGGCAGCGCAUUCUUCGCCGUUCGCAUAUCUCGACGGAACUCCGGCACCGGCGCUUUCAGCAGAAAUUUAGGUAGAUCGUACACCGCCCAACUUCCUCCCCGUCGAGCAAAACAUUUUUGUGAGUCACAGUUUCGAGCCGAUCACGAGAGCCGAAGACGAGCCGACCUUGAACACUUUCGAGCCGAUCUCGAGCUGGCUCUGGCUCGCUCGAGUUCGGCUCGUUGACGGCCGAUCUUUAGCGUACCCGCGUCUUGGAACUGCUGUAAUGCAGGCUAAUACUCUACGAUUGUAUCUAACAUGCAUUCGUAACACUCUGGAGGCUGCAAUGUGCCUACAGAAUUUCCCUUGUCAAGAAGUAGAAAGGCAUAACAAGCCAGAGGUUGAACUUAAGACAAGUCCAGAACUUCUACUAAAUCCAGUUUUGAUAUGUCGAAAUGAGGCCGAGAAGUGCUUGAUAGAAACUUCAAUUAACUCUAUCCGUAUAAGCAUGAAGGUAAAACAGGCAGAUGAGCUUGAAAACAUACUCGCAAAAAAAUUUCUUAGAUUUUUAUCAAUGAGGGCGGAGGCAUUCCAAGUUCUGAGGAGGAAACCAGUACAGGGCUAUGACAUAAGUUUCCUAAUAACAAACUACCAUUGUGAGGACAUGCACAAGCACAAGCUUAUAGAUUUUAUCGUGCAAUUUAUGGAGGACAUUGACAAGGAGAUCAGCGAGUUGAAACUAUCAGUAAACACGCGAGGCCGUCUAGUGGCGACAGAAUUUCUGAAGCAGUUUAUUUGAAGCCAUAAUGGAAUUGAAAUGUAUUGUGCGGCAUCGCACAAGUACCCCAUCGGAUAUUCCUUUUAUUUUAGUAGCUCCAGCUGAUUGUCUUCUGUGAAGAUCGCAAUAUAUUUAUUCGGCGCUUUUUUGCGCAUAUUAUUUCCUUCUUUGUUUCGCCUUUUUUAAGUAAUUUACUCAACAGUGUGCUGUUGAUUACUGGCUUGUUUACUGUUUGGAGUAAAGUAAUUCUGAAAACUUAAUUGGCAGUGAAUUUACUUUGAUAA
This is a messenger RNA of Ananas comosus (pineapple), 1159 nucleotides long. RefSeq names its product actin-related protein 2/3 complex subunit 4. Gene Ontology annotation, biological process: Arp2/3 complex-mediated actin nucleation; actin filament polymerization. Bases 384 to 896 code for a protein of 170 amino acids. Gene Ontology annotation, cellular component: actin cytoskeleton; Arp2/3 protein complex. The transcript is spliced from 9 exons. The record is from RefSeq and is a predicted model, not a curated record. Gene Ontology annotation, molecular function: actin filament binding. Lineage: Eukaryota; Viridiplantae; Streptophyta; Magnoliopsida; Poales; Bromeliaceae.